Messenger RNA from Mycotypha africana, 1038 nucleotides. Its product is annotated as Ribokinase-like protein. Bases 1 to 1038 code for a protein of 345 amino acids. The transcript is spliced from 2 exons. Gene Ontology annotation, molecular function: adenosine kinase activity. The record is from RefSeq and is a predicted model, not a curated record. Gene Ontology annotation, biological process: purine ribonucleoside salvage. Lineage: Eukaryota; Fungi; Mucoromycota; Mucoromycetes; Mucorales; Mycotyphaceae. Gene Ontology annotation, cellular component: nucleus; cytosol.
AUGCCUUACACUUUUCUUGCUAUGGAAAAUCCUUUAUUGGAUAUUCAAUGUAAACCCAGCAAAGAUCUCUUAGAAAAGUACAAGCUCAAGGCUAACGAUGCCAUUUUGGCUGAUGCUUCACACGAGUCUUUGUAUAAAGAAAUUGUUGACAACUAUGAAGUUGCUUAUGUUGCUGGCGGUGCCGCUCAAAACACUGCUCGUGGUGCUCAAUACCUUUUGCCGCCAAACUCUACCGCUUAUAUGGGUUGUGCCUCCGAUGACGAUUUUGGUAAGAAGAUGGCCGAUGCUGCUAAGGCUGAUGGCUUGUAUACCAACUAUCAAAUAACUCAAGAAGCUCCUACUGGUAUCUGUGCUGUUUUAAUUACUGGUAAUAAUCGUUCCCUUGUCACCAGGUUAGAUGCUGCCGAAAAGUUCCAAACUUCAUUCCUUCAGCAGCCUGAAAAUUGGAAACUCGUUGAAGAAGCUAAGUACUACUAUUUUGGCGGUUUCUUCAUCACUUUUGACGGUGGCUAUCAAUCCGCUCUUUUAGUUUCACAGCAUGCUGCUGAAAACAACAAGACUUUCGCUUUCAAUUUGAGUGCUCCCUUUUUAUCUCAAUUCUUUAAGGAACGUCUUGAUGCUGUCAUUAAAAAUACUGAUAUUCUUUUCGGUAAUGAAGAUGAAGCACGCACUUAUUCCAAGCAAGCUGGUUGGGAUACUGAAGAUGUUCAAGAAAUUGCCAAGAAGUUGUCCAAAUUAGAAAAGGGUAAUGCUAAACCUCGUAUCGUUGUCAUCACUCAAGGUGCCGAUGCUACCGUUACUGCUGUUGGUGACGAAGUUAAGGUUUUCCCUGUCAUCAAGGUUGACUCGAGUGAAAUUGUUGACACCAAUGGUGCUGGUGAUGGCUUCUGCGGUGGUUUUAUGGGUCUGUAUGCACAAGGUGUUGAUGACAUCGGACGUUGUGUUAAGGCUGCUCACUAUCUCGCCAAUCUCGUCAUCAAACGUGUUGGUCCUACUUAUCCUCCCAUGUCCGAGAGAACCAAUAUCCCCUCUUUCUAA